GCUGACUUCUUCACACGUAUUAUUAUUUAUCAAUAUUUUAAACGAACUAAAAUGCCUUUAAUAAGUCAGUAUAUUUAAUACAAAAUAUACUAUUGUUCAUAAUCUCCUAGAAAUUAAUCAAUCGUUGUUCAGACUGGUUUGAAUCAAAAUAUUCCUCCCCAACCAAGUCCAGGUCUCUGAUUUACCUUGAACUAAAGGUUUUUACUUCGUUGUUUUUCCUUAUUUUACGAGCCGAAAUGUCUUCGAGUCUGUGUUUAAUUCUUUUUAUUGUUCCUUUGGCGUUGUCAGCGAACAAUUCUAUAGAUUCUGCAACACUGCAAAACGUGUUUGGGAACCCCCCUCCAGCAGGACAGGCAUUAGCUGUUACUCCCAGCAAUGGCAACUUGGUCGACCCUGAUUAUUGGGAUUCAGAUGAUAAACACAUGCCUGCCAAAGCGGACUACGAUAAAUUCGACUUUAUGUUGACUAAGCGUUUAGCCUCGAGCUCUAGCGAGAACUUCCUCCUGUCCCCACUGGGCUUAAAGCUGGCGCUGGCUAUCCUAACCGAGGCGGCCACGAGCACCACGCAAUCGGAGCUGUCCUCCGUACUCGGCUUCGACCUUGAUAGACUCGUCGUGAGGAGGAAAUUUGCUGUUAUCCUUGACUCUUUGACGACAAAAUCAUCGCAGUAUAUCCUGAAUUUGGGUAAUAGAAUCUACAUCGACGACUAUGCGGAACCGCGUCAGAGAUUUGCAGCAAUUGCUGAGGAGUACUAUAAAACGGAACUGAAGAAGAUAGACUUCAACGACGCUCCUGCGGCCGCGAAGAGCAUCAACGCUUGGGUCGCUAACAAGACUGAGGGAAACAUACAUAACUUGGUGAACGAAGAUGACAUCCAGAACAUCGUGGUACUAGUCCUGAACACCAUUUACUUCAAAGGCACGUGGCGUGAUCAAUUCGCACCUAAUGCGACUAAGAAAGGCCCGUUUUACGUGUCUGACUCGCUACAGAAGCCAGUCUUUUUCAUGAAUGUUAAGAACAAGUUCUAUUACGCCGAGUCUGCGAAAUAUGAUGCAAAGAUCGUCAGAAUGCCGUAUUUGGUAAGUUGUUAUCUUUUGAAACCGUAAUUUGAAUCU
Hyposmocoma kahamanoa is the source of this 1115-nucleotide messenger RNA. It is a transcript of the gene serpin-3, whose product is annotated as serine protease inhibitor 27A-like. Bases 237 to 1106 code for a protein of 289 amino acids. The transcript is spliced from 5 exons. Gene Ontology annotation, molecular function: serine-type endopeptidase inhibitor activity. NCBI's taxonomy places the organism in Eukaryota, Metazoa, Arthropoda, Insecta, Lepidoptera, Cosmopterigidae. The record is from RefSeq and is a predicted model, not a curated record.